CCCUUUUCCAAAUUAGAAAUCAUUGUAGAAUUUGUUUCCCUGCACAGGCCGCCCGCCCGCGCGCGCGCUUUACUCACCUCUAAUUUGCGCAUCCGGACUCGGAGACACUGAUGCUUUCUUUGCCUUCGUAGCCGUGGCUGAACCCCAGCGGAGCCAUGAGUACUCAGGAGGUCCCCAACGCCAGCCUGAAGCAGGGCGACACGCCCACCGAGACGCUUUCCGCCCAGGCCGUACCUGCCGCUUCGCCCAAGACCACUGCCCAUCAGAUGAAGACCGAGCCUUGCCGCACGCCCACCACCUCAACCAGCAACGGCAAAGAGUGCGACGGCAGCCUUCCUGCUGAGAUCUGCGUGGUGAUCGGGAGUCCUCGCAAUUCCCAAACUCAGGGCUCCUACGUCUGCCGAGUGUGUGGGAAGAAGUACAAGUACUACAACUGCUUUCAGACGCACGUCCGUGCUCACAGAGAAUCUGAGAGCACCUUGCCCACGGAACCGUCGCCUCACGGCCCGAACAAUGCUUUCCGUUACACCUGUGAUAUUUGUGGGAAGAAGUAUAAAUACUACAGCUGCUUUCAGGAGCACAGAGAGCUGCAUGCCGUGGACGAUCCGUACGAUCACGUGAUUCCUGUGGAGGAGCCAAAGGAAGAGAUCGAACCCUAUCAGAAAAUCGGACCAAAAACGGGAAGCUACACGUGCGAAUUCUGUGGAAAACAAUAUAAAUACUUCAACCCUUAUCAGGAGCAUGUGGCACUUCACACUCCAAUGAAAAGCUCGUUCGGUCUGAAAAUCGAAGGGAAACCGGCGGUGCGGCCGAGCCGUGGAGAUGCCAACAGCUCCCAGAGCUCCAACGAUGCUGCAAGCCCCAUGGUGGCCGGCGGUUUCCCUGCGUCUCAGAAGGCCUACACGUGCGGAUCCUGCGGCAUUCAGUUCCAGUUCUACAGCAACCUCAUGGAGCACAUGCAGUCGCACGCUGCAGAUAACGAGAAUCACACUAAAGAGGACGCUGCUAAAUCAUGCCAAGCCCCUGCACCUUCUCAGGAGCAGACGUGGAAAUCGCCUCAACCUGCCCAGAGGAACCACAUCCCGUCGUCAUUCCAGAACAGACUGCUUCCGGAGAAGGAACGGCAGCAGGUGGCCGAGCGCUUGUUGCGGAUGAUAUGUAACGAUUUGGGUCUACUUGGUGUACUUAGCAGCAAGGACUUCCUCAAGCUAGCCCAAACUCUAGUAGACACAGGCUCCCGCCAUGGCGCGUAUUCCAUCCGCGAUGCUCUCGGUGACAUGAGCACUUUAGCUAUGAAGCAGCUUCCCCGCAUGUACAACCAGGUCAAAGUAAAAGUGACCUGUGCGCUUGGAUCCAACUCCUCCUUAGGAAUUGCUGUGACCUGCCAUUCACAGACUAUUGGGCCCGAUUCCUGCUAUGUGCUGACAGCGUAUCAGGUCGAGGGGGUCCGGCUUCGACGUUAUGUGCUAGGAAUAAAAGAGGCUUCGAUGAGAGAGGGACCGGAGCACGUCCAUCACUGGGUCCAGAACGUCCUGUCUGAGUUCGUCAUGUCAGAAAUUCGCACAGUCUACGUCACAGAGCCACGUUUGUCACUGUUACCUAGUUGCGGCAGGUCCAGUAUUAGCUUGCGGUGUGCUGGAUGCUCUGUGUCGGCCACUAUUCAGGCCGUUCUUGGACGACGUAGCCUUCAGGCCCGGGGCCUCCAUGAACUUGGAGAACUUCUGGCAACAUGCCGUGACAUUGCUGGAAGUAGUAGCUUUAAUCGGGACAGCAAGGCCACAGAUGAGUCUCCACCACCACCUUGCUGGGAUUUGACCGCUGAGGCAUUGAUCAAGGUUCAUGAGAACUUUGAGGCCAUAUGUGAAGUGUAUGGCCGCUGCAAAAGCACAGCACCACUUCUACAAGCCCUCAAUAAGCACCUGCUCAGCACACUAGCCACCCUGCUAGCACCACUGCGCCAGGCAGCCCAGGAGCUGGGGGGUGAUCGUUGGCCCACACUUCAGCAAGUUCUGCCCUCCUACCUUCGCCUGGAGAAGCUCUUUACCUCCAAGGCUGGCGAGGCGGGUUCUGGCAGCAAACUCUGCCACUACUUCUUAGAAGCACUCAAGGAAAACUUCAAGGUUGAGCGAAUCCACCAGGUGGCUAUGAUCUUGGACCCACAGCUCAAGCUCCGACCAGUCCCCGGGUACCAGCACGAGGAGAUUAUCUCUAGGGUGUGCGACAUGGCCGCCACCAUGAAGGAACCAGCUAGCGGAGGCCCAUCCGGGAUCUCAGGAGAUGAGAGGGACAAUGAAAGGCCAGUCGCUCCCAAGCGAGGGCGCAUGGACAUCGGGAUAGAAAGGCCAUCUUGUGCUUCUGAGGAUCCACAGGUUCGGAAAGAGCUGUUUCAGUACUUGGGUGAACCACUCUUCCAAGCCACGGGGGAUCUUUUCCAGUACUGGAGCUCUGUCAUGGACAGAUACCCCAAGUUGUCCCGGUUGGCUUUGUGGCUCCUGGCAGUGCCCGCCAUGGGUGUCCGCAGCGAAUGUGUGAGCAUCUGCGAGCAGACCUUCGCUUUAAAAAGGAAGCGAGAGGUCACAGCUGAGGAAAUGAACAAACUCGUCUUCCUCAAGUGCAAUUUUGCCUGAGGUAGAACAAGGCCACCAGUCAGCACUACUGACUCUUUGUGAAAGAUACACUAAAGUAUUUAGUAUCUAGAUGUUGGUCUAGAUUUACUUUGUAGCUUCUUUACAUCAUCGGUCAGAACUUCUUAUUCUGGAGCAAAAACUUCCUUCUUUAUCCAACGUCUAUGAACGACGUACAGUUAAGGAGUUCUUUCUGUGGACAACUGCUGUGGAGCAAUAUGUUAUCGAGCAGAUAUCACCUACACACACCUCAAACCUCAACUUUCUACUGCCCUUGGUAACCUAGCAGUGAAAAAGAUAAAGCCCUAAUACGUGGAUAGAAACUUGUUGUCGAUGCUUGAAUCAUCUAAACCAAAACAUGGACACACUGUAUCUGUCGUUUUUUUUUUUUUAUUUUAUUUUAUUUUUUUUUUUGUCAACCAAUUAGUCUGCUAGAAUGUUUUUCCCAGUUUUAUCCUUUGCUUUUCCUGCCUGCAUUGUUCAUUUCUUCCCAUCCUGGGCUGCCAAAAUCAAUAACCUACUUUGCUUUUCUUGCUGUACAAAUGACCUCUUAGUUAUCAGGUCUUGAAAAUGAUUUCAGGUAACCUAUGUGCAUUUCUUCUUUCAGUGUUUCUAAACUAAAGUUCUUCACUGGGUGCUCACUUCCACUCGUUCGACUAACUAAUUUGGUGUUUUUAAUAUAUGCUUCUUUCAAAUCCGUAUUUUUAACGGUCCGUACUGAGGGAAGAUGCCACGUAUUGCACAGUUUGAAUCUACAUAUGCAUGAGGAAUCAAAUAUUCAAAUUUUAUUCUAAAUGCAUCCGUUUCGUCGCAGUUGGUGAGUAUAACCCCCUUCCGAGCUCAGCAGGGUCUAACGUAUAGAGCUUCAACCUGCUCUGAAGAUCAUAUACAAGAAUUCAUCUUCUACAUAUUCGUGAUUAUGUUGGCUGUGAGACUGUGUUGAUGGACACAGAAUAGAAUAACAGCUCACAAGCAGAUGUACAAUGUAAUCAUUUUUGCAACAUUGGCCCAGACGGCUGCGACAUGUUAACGAGCCUCCCGCGCACUUCCAGAAGGGUUUAUCUAGUACCAAAUUUUCUUCCUGAUUUCGGACAUUCCAGAUUGGAGAUUCUGUGUGUGUUUUUUUUUUUUGUUUUUUUUUGGAGUCAAGGAACGUACACGAUCCAAAUAAAGACUAGUUUGAAGCUACAUCUGACAUACAUCUACAUAUCCUACUGGGUUCUUCAGUUUUUCCCAUUGGUUUUGUGUAGAACCCUAAAACCUAGAAUCCAAAGUUCAACCAUUUUUGGAAAACUGCAAUUAUUCCCUAUCCAAAAAAAAAAAAAAAAAAAUGGCAUAAACCACAGAAAAAGGUUGGACCCUUGAGCAAGACUUUCAACCCUGAAACUACUGUACUAGAUACUGCAUUAGGUAAAAACACUACAUUUAAAAACAACUCUGAUUUUGUGUGGUGGUCUGAAAAACACUGCAUAAUUCUUUAUUACUACAUCAUUUUUACUAUAUACUUUUCGAGGAAAAAAAAUACACAUUAUUUUAAGUUUUGCAUGUGUGAAUUUAAAACUUCGGAUAUCACCAAAAAUGAAAUUUGCUUUUAAAGAGUUCCUUCUAAACGAAGCGUUAGACAUUUUUUUAAAAGUUGGUAUCUAAGUUCAAUUUAAAUUGUCAAGACUUAUGUCAGUGUUUCUUCAGCAUGUAUCCAUCCAAAAAAACCUCCAUCCUCGUUUAACGUGGAGAAUUAAUUCACUGUGUGAGGAAAUUGCUUUUAGCUAGUCAGGUUUUAGACGUUUUCAGGCAGACCGACUGUUUUUACCAGCAUGUUUAAUCGACGCCGUCUUUGCAGACGAGACACAAAAAGGCAUGGUUAGAAAGUAGACUAAAUAAAUAAAUAAAAAAUUCAUUUCAAUUCAAUUUUUUUUGAAAGUCAAAGUAAGUUGUAGGCAAAACAAAAAAAAAAAGAUUUCGUCAAAACAUGAUGUUAGGUUCCGUCUGCAAAUACAAACAAAACUUGCACCUUUUUAGUCACAAUAUGUCUGACUAUUGUGUUCAAACAUCUCUAUAUAGUUCCUGACUGAAAUUCCUAAUUAUAAGAGGAAUUUCAACGUCUUGGUAUCAGUGCUGGUGUCUUAUCAACGCUCUCACGCUACUUUAGGGAUAGAUUUCUUUGCCAUUUAUAAAGUCUUAGAAAUCUGCUUUCUGGGACGUCCGUUGUGUUUUAAAAGAAACAAAAGAAAACAUGUUUGAGUUGAGUAUGAAUAGAGGGCAGCUGUAUUAGUUCUGCUUGCAGCCGCCAUAUUUUUAAACUUUUAAUUGUCCUGUCUUAUAAUGCACUGGAGUUCUAAAAACCAAAUGGAAAAUAGUGUUAUUAGUUCCUUUCAUUUCUCUUUCUUUUUUUUUUUUUCUUUUUUAAUUGGUGAACGAUUAUUCAAGGACGGAAUCGAAGAGCUUGUUAAAACGACCCUUCCCGGCUGUUUGUCAUGGCGAGACUUGAUCGUCUCUCUCUGUUUUGUAAACUCCAGUUACAAAGUGUUCUGAAGAUGUACGGACGUCAUGGAUGUUUCUUUCUGUUCGUUGCUUUCACAAAGUUUCUCAGCGAUGUUUGAGCUUGAGUCGAGAAGAGUUAAGCUGGAUGUUGUUUUUUUUCUUGUUUAUGUUUUUAAUAUACACAAGAGGGCGCCGUUAAGCUCCUGCUUUUUGGUAGGAGUGGCCAAGCUCCUUACCUCCUUUUGUAUACACAACUUUGAUAAGAGUUCAGAAACCGGUACUGUUUUUAUUUUCUGUUUUUUAUGCAUCCAGGGGUGAACGUAUUGGUUCAGACUGCCAAGGAAGCAUCAGAUUGUUCUCAUCAGCAUAUUCACAUUUGCAAUAUUUAAAUACUUAUUUUAGGGACUCAUUGUUUUUUUCUGCUAAGUGCAAAAAGAAACCAAUUGUCGCUUUUUUUUUUUCUUUUUUUUUUUUUUUUUUUAGUAGUUCUUUUUUUUUUUUAUGACUGUAUGACUUGUUUGAACAGUAGGUCUAAUUUAUACUUUUUUAGCAGCACUAUUUUUAUAUCUAUAUAUAUGGUUAAUAAUAGAACUUUAACUCAUUACUGAUUCUCAGUAGUACACCAAGCGCUGUGCAGCAUCCUCAGAAUCUAUCAUGUACUGUGUGGAAAUAAAACAUACUGAAACAGGAAA
Molecule: messenger RNA, 5797 nt
Organism: Tachysurus vachellii
Lineage: Eukaryota; Metazoa; Chordata; Actinopteri; Siluriformes; Bagridae
Gene: znf618
Product: zinc finger protein 618
Exons: 12
Coding region: 156-2627 (823 amino acids)
Molecular function (GO): protein dimerization activity
Source: RefSeq, a predicted model, not a curated record